Molecule: messenger RNA, 1011 nt
Organism: Paraphaeosphaeria sporulosa
Lineage: Eukaryota; Fungi; Ascomycota; Dothideomycetes; Pleosporales; Didymosphaeriaceae
Exons: 2
Coding region: 31-1011 (326 amino acids)
Cellular component (GO): membrane
Source: RefSeq, a predicted model, not a curated record
CUCAAUUCUAAGCCCACCCGGUCUGUAACAAUGGGCGCCGACCCAGUCCCUCUCAGCGUCUACAUUUACGCGCCCAACAGAGUCGCACCCAUUAUCUUCACCAUCCUUUACGCCACGAGUACAUCCAUACACCUGCACCAAUGCCAUCGUGAUACAUCAUGGCGCCUCCUCUCGCUGCUUCCCCUCAGCGCCCUCUCCUUCACCCUCGGCUACGCCCUCCGCACCGCAAACGCCUUCGACGCGUACCUCUACUCAAAGUCCAACUCCACGAACCUAGUACUCUUUAUCAUGAGUCAGAUAUUCAUUUAUAUCCCCCCGCCACUGCUCGAGCUCGCAAACUACAACAUCCUAGGGCGCAUCCUGUCAUACGUCCCGUCGUGUGCGCCGCUGCGGCCGAAGCUUGUGGUGCGCGUGUUCGGCAGCGUGAUGCUCGUUGUCGAGACGGUGAAUGCGCUAGGAGUCAGCUUGUCUGCGAAUCCUACGGCGAGCGCGGUGACACGUGCGUUGGGAAAGGGGAUGGCGUUUGCGGCGCUCGCGUUGCAGCUUCUGGUGAUAUUCGCGUUUGGGGUGCUGGCUACGAUGUUCUGGGUACGGCUCAGAGCUGCCGGCGUGAGAGCAAGCGCGGUGGAGACGGCGCUGAAGACGCUUGGCGCGAGCAUGGCAUUGAUUCUGGUGCGGUGUUUGUAUAGACUUGUGGAGCACGUGGGGAAUACGGAAGUGGAUCUGGAUGACAUGGAGAAGCUGAGGAAGCUGAGUCCAGUGAUGAGACAUGAGGCGUACUUCUAUGUGUUCGAGGCGGUGCUUAUGCUGCUUAACGUGGGUUUGUGGAACCUCUGGAAUCCGGGGAGAGCAUUUGCGAAGAAUGUGCAUCUGGCAGGCGACGGGAUGACAGAGGUAGGGUAUGAGGAUCAGAGAGAGCGCUUUUGGACGAAGUGGUUCUGGCGUAGCGAUGGCAAGAUGAGGCUGCAGGAUGAAUUGCAGAUGGACCGGGAUCUGCGUCGCAGCUCGUAG